UAGCAAUGGCGCGGUUGUUGAAAACAAACCCCGGGCAGUUGGAGUUGACAAUGAAGUAACUGAAAACACAAGUGCACGGCAUUUGAACCGUUUUUGUCGUAUUACAGAGGGACUAUGGAUUUAUCAGCACUUAUUAAAAAAUUAGGUCAUUCUUUGGUAGAAAUCAGAGUCCGAGCUCUCAAAAACAUCAAGAGCAAAUUGGAUCAUGGCCUCAUCUCAGUUUCUGAUCUUGUCCAAGAGCGAACACUGUUUGUUUUCCUUCUUGAGUGGUUUAAUUUCCCUGAGGUGCCAUUGCAAGAAGAGGUUCUUCAGUUGCUCAGCAUUUUAUCCAAGCACUCGACAGCUGCCCACAUGCUUAUGGAUGUAGGGGCAGUAGAGUUUCUAACCCAGCUCUCGCCCAGUGUUGAGAAAGAGCUGCAGGCCAUCAUCGACAGCAUCAUCGAUCAGCUGUUCCAUCUCCCCAAGAUACCACAGGUCUCCAGUGCUCUGACUAGCGAUUAUGAACAACAAUUUACCUCGACUGCUGUUCAAAUGGAGGAGGAGUGUCUUGCAAGAGGGUACUUCCAGAGAAGCAGGCCCAAUCAAUUAGAUAUUCCUCCUCAACAAGGAACAGCAAGCAAAGCAAUCAGGUGUCUUAAGUUUUCGGUGUUUCCUUGGCUGUCUCUAACACCUACGGACAGACACAUCUUAUCAUCAAGUGAAAGCUCCCUACGAAAGAACGACCCAGGCUCAGUAUGCACCACUUGUGAACUUCUCCGAGAUGUCAUCAUGCAGGACUUUCCUGCUGAGAUAUUCCUGCAGCGGCCAAGUAUAGUGCAAAGCCUGCUGUCGCUGCUGAGCCUGAGUGCAGAGAGUGAGGCUAGUUACCUGACACUUCAGGCUCUGGCUUGUCUGCGGCAGCUCUGCUGCAACCUAAGGAGCCGCCUGCGCUUCCACAGAGACCCUGGCUUCUGCUCAGCCAAGCAAGAUCCUGUGUCUCAGAACUCCUCAGUGUCGUACUCCCAAGAAGUACGAGGGACACAACGGGGCUCGGUGGCCUCAUCACCGGAGCGUAGUGGUUCCCCGAGGCCGUCGGCGUUGGGUCGCACCGGGCAAAGAGUCCGGGGAGAUGGCCAGGACGGAGAUGCGGCCUCCUCAAGCGGCAGCAGUGGGUCUCAGGGAGGGGGCAGCGCUCCCCCGGGGCCUCCCCUGCAGUCCCCCCAGGUCCCCGGGGGCCCGCCGGAGCAGCCGGAGCCGGAGCUGGAGGUCCAGGAGGAGGCGCUGGAGCUGCAGGUGCAGCAGUGGAGCCUGGCCCAGUUCAGCGUGGCGGCCCUGGAGCACGCGCUGCCUCUCCUCAGGACCGAGAGCGUGCGCGUGUUCCAGAGGACCCUGGAGCUGUUGUCCGCCGUGCUGCCCCUGCUUCAAGACAGCGUGUCUGAGGAGCUGUGGGACGAGCUCAGCCUCACCGCUCUGGAACUGAAGGAGAAGAUCCAAGGAUGCAUGGAGGGUUUGGCGGACAUCUUGUCCUAUCGCAACAGCCAAAUGUCCGAGGAGCAGGAGGCAUCACUGGUGUUCCACAGGAUGACUUACACGAGCACCGCUGUCUUCACGAUCCGUCUGCUGCAAACUCUCAUACCUGUGGAGAAGGCUGACAAGAACCUUCCGGAGAACCUAGUGGUGACAAUUUUCUUCCUGUGCCUGGACUCGCCCUUUGCCGAGGCCUUCCCCAGUACCCAUGAGUCCGCAGGGGCGUACCUGGAGCUGGCCAGCCCUGACAGCCACGGCCUGUUUCGCCGCGUGUCCCGGGCUGCCCACAGCAUGGAGGCCACCUGUGCCUUCUUGAAGGAGGCUGAAGCGGAGGGAGAGAAGAAUUGGUUGGAGCUGUUGGAACUUGCUGAGCAAGCAGUGGACGGCCUUCCCUACCAUCAGCACCUACCUGUGGUGAAGGAGACGGUGCAGAUCUGCUCCUACCUGUGGAAGUUUGCCCAGGCCAGCCCCAUGCUCCGAUCUCAAAGUCAGGAGGUUUACCUGAAGCUCCUAUCUCACCCCCUACUACCUGUCAAGACGGAAUGUUACACCUGGACCCUCAACAUUGUCAAGGAGUGCCUUGGAGUUCAGAACGUGGCGAAGCCUGUGUCGUCGGUGAGCAGCGGCGUCCAUUUUGUCCUCCAUGCCCGAGUCCUUUACGAGAUCUGCACAUUCGGCCUUCAGGACCAAGCAGGGAAGGUGAAGUCAGCUGCCAAGGAUAUCCUCUUGUACCUGCUCAAAGGGAGAUUAAUGAUGACAGCCGCGACUUGGAGCAAACUUAAUGAGGCUCUUUACCCGGUCAUCCCCGUCUUACAGAGUUAUGCCGGCAGUGAUGAUGCCUUGGGAAACUGUAUCCUGCUGAUAAGUGAACCAUCAGGCGAGGCAAGCGUUGGGAUGAGUUCACAUGCCGCCAAGCUACGUGCUGCACUCCGACUGCUGUUCUCCAAGCACCAGGCAGCGCGAGCAGCAGCAGUGCAGCACCUGAUCCCCCACCUGACGGGUGCUGACGGGGCCAGCAGCUCUCGCCCUGCCCUGGAGAGCAGCGCCAUGUCCCAGCUGCCCUCCCUCUACCUGCUCAGCCAGGCCGUGGACCUCCGGCUCGACACCACCGACAAGUCCUUCCUCAAGGUGGACUCUGUGAACAAGCUGUACAACAUCUUCACCUCUGAGACGGUUGACCUGGUUCUCAGGAGGUCGGCCGUAGAACAGCUGGUGGUCAUCCUACAGGACACAGCGAUGCAUGCAGCACUGAAGAGCCUCGGAAUUGUCGAGAAAGUGAUCAGCGUCAUCAGUGACAUUGUGAACAACGCCAUGAAGAACACAGACUGCCUGCUGGAGCCGAGCCUGUCGGUGCUGAGGAAGCUGGUGUAUGCAGACCCCACCCUGCGCCACAGCCUGGCGCAGCAGCCCCCCCUCCUGCUCACUCUGCUCAGAGCCUCGUUGAUUCUGAGGGAGGGUGGCGAGGGAGGCGUGGUGGAGGUGGCCACUCUCAUGGCCUUACUGCUCUUUGAUGAAAUCGCCACCGUGGAUGUGUGGACGGACAGAGCAGAUGGCAAUCCUGAGACAAGCCUGUCUUCGUUUUCUCUCCCUGUCUCUGUCAUCCGCAGGUACAAUCUCCCAUUCCAACCUGCGUCUCAUCACGUGGUCAGUCCCUACUGCUGUGUGCUACCCCCCUACGCUGACCUGGUGAGCCUGAAGCCGGCCUGGCACAUGCUGCAGCUGGCCUGGAACAGAGCGUGGCAUUCUGGGAUAGAUAACCUCCUGGAGGAGCUGAGGGGAAAUGGGAGCGAUGUUCCCAAGUUCCAUGGCGACCUGGUAUUGUCAGCUACCCAGGCCGUUCUGCUGAGGGUCAGUCACAUCAGGCAGGGACUGCAGGACUGCGUCCAGGCCGUGCUGACCGCCGGCUGCCACGGUCAGGCAGGGCUAGCCCUGGCCAGGAUGAGGCUGUACCUGCUGACCGACCAGCUGGCCCUCAAACAGGGGGCCCACAACAGCCCGGCCCUGCUCAGGGGCCUCAGCUGGCAACAGGCCCUGGAGAGGUUUCUGCAGGUGCAGCCGGCGUGUGCUGAGGACGAGCGGCUUCUGGGGGAGAUCGUGGCCUUCCUCAACGCCUUCUUCAGCCAGCACCGGCCCGAGUCCGCCUCGCACUCAGACGACCCUGACCUCCGCUGGAUCCUCCAGCUCCUCCUCAAACAGGAGCCCAGCACCUUGUUGAACCUUCUCCUGCACUCUGAGUCUGCAUCACACACACAGCCCCACACCCACCCACCCCCAAACACUCGUGCAGAUGAGGAGGGAGAGGAGGAGACUCGGGCCCUGGUGUCCCAGCGUCUUCAGAGGGAGAUGACAGGCCUCCUCAUCACCCUCAUGCAGCUCCUCCAGCACACCUGUGACAGUGUGUGUGUGACGUUGGCGAGUGUGUUGGAGUCGGUGCUGGCGCAGCGUCUGCUGCAGCGCCUGCGUGUGUCCGAGGCACCGCGCUUCUACGGCCUGCCCUCGCUGGAGCGCACCCUGCGCAGCAUGAAGCACCUGACCGCCCUGCCCGGCUGGAGCACACACUCACCGCAGCAGGAGCUGGACACACACACCCUCUGCCUGAAAUACCUAAGUGGGCUACUGGAGGUAAUCUCCUCCUUCUAUGUGGAGUGGGGGGGCAACUCCAUGUCCUUCAUGGGUAAAGGCGUCACCAAGAAUGCAAUCAUCUGUCUGCUGCACCUCUCCCAUGAGAUGAUCGCCCAGAGUAGAGAUAAGGACUGGAUGUCCCACUGGUGUCUAUCUCAGGAGCAGAGGGCAGAGGAGCAGACUGCAGCGCGCCUUGAGCUCACCUGGCUUAUCCCACUGUGGGUAGACAGAGACCCCGAGGUGCGCUUUGCCAGUCUUGGAGUGGGCUCAGCGCUGUCGUCGUUGGAUACGGGUUGCAUGGCACUAGCGUCCAGCUGCCAGAACAUCUCGGGGGGUCUGUGGGGGACUCUACUCAACAUCCUGCUCGAGUCCAACGAGAGCAGCAUGGUCCGCAGGGAGGCUGCGUUUAUCCUGCAGAACCUUCUGGUCAUGCCCAUGCCCGCCAACAGUGAGGAGGCCAAAAGCUGUGCCUGGCAGCACCCGUGUGUGCAUGACGAGGCGUCGGGCGUGUCUCUGGUGGGACUGCCCGCCCUGCAGGCCCUGCUCUACCACUGCCAGUUCUUCCAGCACGCCACACAGAUGGCACAGACCUGCUACCGCGGCUGCCACGCGUUUGACCUCAACUUCCCCCCCGGGGCACCCAGUCAUCACAGCGAGGACGCGGAAGAUCUGAGCGACUCUCUGCGGCACUGGAGAGGCCCAUCUGCUCAGCGCAGCCACAGCCAAGCCUCAGGCUCCCUCUCCACAUCCAGCACGCUGAUCCAGCCAGGUGGGUCGAGCGGAGUGCACACCCCGGCGCUGUCAUCCUCGCUGGCCCUCGCCCAACACUCGCCUGUCAACAGACUCACCGCACAAGGUCAGAGCGAUGCAGACAGCAGCGACUCGGUGCUUUCCCAGGAUUCCCGCGUUAGCGAGGCGUGUGUGGAGCGGAGUGUGUCUGGCGCCGUCGUCACCCCUCCGCUGGUGUCGGCCUUCUGCGGCGUCCUGGCCAACCUGCUGGCCGUGCUGCCCGAGUUCACGCUCACCGCCCUCACACUCCAUCAGGUUCUGCCAGCCAUGGCCAGCGUGGUGGAUGCUGUUGCCAUUGAGCGCUGUGUGAGUGAGCUGAAGACGCCCACUCUUCUGCCAGGAGAUGAGGAGGAUGCUAAGAAUCAGGUGUGUUCUCUGCUCCAGUAUGUGGGUGUGUUCUGUGAGCUGCUGCAGUCUGUGGCCUCCCUGCAGGCAGAGCUGAUCCCUCAGCUGGACUUCCUCAAGCCUCUGCUGAGCCAUGUCUUCACACUCCUCACUCUCAGUCCUGCACACCUGGACUCACGGACGGCUGGGGUACUGCGUCACACCUGGACCGUCUUGUUGACGCUUCUGGCCACUCUGGUGCGCAGGAACACCACUGCACUCUUCCCAUCUGUUGCCACGGCGAUGCACAGGCACUGGCACACAUUUUCAGCCACCAUAUCCCUAUGUGUGGACCAGUGGUCUUCAGAGCCUAGCCUGUACACAGCUGCUCUUCACUUCCUGAGUGUAGUGCUAUCAGAGGAAGCCAAGAGGCGGGAUCAGGAAGUGACUGGUCAGCUGACCCCUGAUUGCCGUAGUCGAUUGGCUGAGCUUUUGAAUGGCACCCCGGGCGAGCAGCUGUGUGAACUCCUACUGCAGAGGUACGAGGCCACUCUGCCCCAUGACCAGCAGAGGAAGCCCACAGCUGCUGCCCUCACCGCACUCCUCGCCUGCAGCUCCAGUGCCCAGAGCUAUGCGUGCAAAGCUGGGCUUGUGGACACCACAGUGGAGCAGAUGAGGCAGAUUCACACUUACCUCAACCUAGAGUCCCUGAAACCAACCAAAGCAGCGCUACGCAACAAAAAGGAAGAGAACUAUCUGAAGGAGCUGAAGAUGGACCUGGAGCUGCUGAGAAACUGCCUGUAUCAGCACAGCGAAUGCAAAACUGCUGCCACAGACUCCCGUCUGGCUGCCAUACUGUACGCCCUCUGGCCCUGGCUCCUAUUGGAUGACCCCUGCAUGACCUCAGCCCUGGAGCUGCUCUGUGUCUACACGGCCAACUGUAGUGCUGCGUGCAGUGCUGUGUGUGGAGGCAGUGGCGGCUGUCCCGCUGGUGUCUCGGGUUCAGGUCAGGCUGCAGUGUUGCCUCGGGGGCCGCUGACCAACUCGCUGAUGCACGGCGUGAUGAAGCUGGCCUCCCAGGCUUCCCCGGACGCCGGCAGCAGCCAGAGCCACAUCCAGAGCUUGGCCUUCUGUCUGCUCGCCAACCUGGCCAUCUCCCGUGACUGCAAAGGCAUCCUACAGAAGAGUAACUUCCUGCAGAACUUCCUGACGGCUCACCUCCCCAGGCCGGGCCGCAGGUCCUCGUCGUCGGCCGGCUCCCUGGCCGCUCUGUGGCUGCGGCUGCUGCUCAACGUCUCGUUCGGGGAGGACGGCCAGCAGAUGCUGCUCAAGCUCCACGGCAGCCUGGAGCUGCUGACCGAGCUGGCCCAGAACCAGAGACCGAGCCAGAACCAGAACCAGCGGCAGGCCGCUACCAGACCCAAACCCGCCGCCCUCCUCAUCCUCCACAACAUCUGCUUCAGCUCCGCCAACAAGCCCAAGGUCCUGGCCAACGACAAGACGGUUGGUCUGCUCGUGUCCUGUCUGGACAGUGACUUCCUGGACGUGCGUGCAAUCGGCGCCUCUGCUCUGUGGGCUCUUCUGCACAGCUAUCAGAAGGCAAAGGUGGCUUUGAAGUACCCCUCCUUCAGACUUAAGGUCGAUGAGAUGUACUUGGAAGUGAAAAAAGAUGCAGAGCUGAAGAAAAGUGAGCCCCUGACUUCAUACCUCUUGAAGUGCCUGGAGAACCUUAAACAAAUCUUGAAUGUUUAGCAACAGUGGCCUAUGUAAAUGUUUCUAUUCUUUAAUAACUUAUUUAAAUAAAAUUACUAAUAGCUUGUUUUUUCAGCUGCAGAAAGAGCUAUGCUGCUAUUCCUAUUCUGUAUCAAAAUAAAAACAGAAUAUGUUGUGAUUUGUUUGUAACAUUAUUAUUUUUUUACAUUUUUCUUUAUUUUAUACUUUUCAAAUAAAGUGUAAUUAAGUGGAACUA
Alosa alosa (allis shad) is the source of this 7210-nucleotide messenger RNA. RefSeq names its product rotatin (gene rttn). Bases 115 to 6993 code for a protein of 2292 amino acids. NCBI's taxonomy places the organism in Eukaryota, Metazoa, Chordata, Actinopteri, Clupeiformes, Clupeidae. Gene Ontology annotation, cellular component: ciliary basal body; centriole; centrosome. The record is from RefSeq and is a predicted model, not a curated record. The transcript has 49 exons. Gene Ontology annotation, biological process: ciliary basal body organization; centriole replication; centriole-centriole cohesion.